AUGUCUUCGUCCACCACCAUGGCGAAACCGACACCAACACAAACACCCACACUGGAAGUCCCAAUCGAUCCAACACCAAGUUUCACAUUCACAUCCAGACAGCAAAAUCAAGCUUCAGAUAUAAAAGAUGAUUCUGAUUCGGACUCUGACUGCGAAGCUGAAUCCAAGUCAAGUUACUCGGCACUUAACAACAACGAUCCUGGUCACGACAGCAAUAACAAUACCAACGGCCAUCCGCGCAGCAAUGUACAGCUGCAAGGCAAGGCACAGGAGCCCGCUAAACGGACAAAAAGUAGGAAGAGGAGGGACAGAAGGAAGGUGGGCGCCCUAACAGAUGGGCUAGAUGGGGUACUUGGGGCUGUGUUGGGGGAGUUGGGGAGUGGCGGAGGUCAGAUUGGAAGUGCGAAUGUGAAUGCGAAUGCCAAGAUAAAUGCAGAUGAAGAGAUGGAGGUUGAGAAUUUGGAGAUGGGGGCGGGGAAGAAGCUGACCACCAAGCGGCGCGAAAUAGCCAUAGCAUCACCCCACCACAUACAAACUCCAACGCCCAAGACGCCGCUAGAUGCCAAGAAGAAGGCCACAGAUGCAAGGCGAGCGCGCAAGGAGAGGGCGCGGAGGGCGCGGAAAGAGGGUGAAGUGGAGAGGAUGGAUUUGGGGUAG
This is a messenger RNA of Plenodomus lingam JN3, 657 nucleotides long. The record is from RefSeq and is a predicted model, not a curated record. Lineage: Eukaryota; Fungi; Ascomycota; Dothideomycetes; Pleosporales; Leptosphaeriaceae.